Anopheles moucheti is the source of this 1275-nucleotide messenger RNA. RefSeq lists its product as uncharacterized. NCBI's taxonomy places the organism in Eukaryota, Metazoa, Arthropoda, Insecta, Diptera, Culicidae. Gene Ontology annotation, cellular component: mitochondrial inner membrane; nucleus. The transcript has 2 exons. Gene Ontology annotation, biological process: apoptotic DNA fragmentation. The record is from RefSeq and is a predicted model, not a curated record. The coding region runs from base 1 to 1275 and encodes 424 amino acids. Gene Ontology annotation, molecular function: nucleic acid binding; metal ion binding; RNA endonuclease activity.
AUGAAGUUCGUUCCAGUCUCUGGAGUGUUGUUGCUCUUGGUGGUGCAGGCAGCAUGGGCUCGAGAUAUACCUCUGGCUCGAGAUCUCCCGGAGGAUGCUCCGUUGGAUGUGUCGGAGUACGUCGGGUUUGCCACCGGGUGCUCCGUUGCACUGAACGGUGAUCUGCCACAGCCUCAGCCACUUUUCCUGAUCCCGGGUACGGAGCAGUUCCGGUAUCCAGCGACGUCCAGUGGAAUUCUGACGUUGGACGCCGGUGAGCAGCUGGAACUGGCCUGUGCGGCCGGUUUCGACCUGUACCCCGAGCAAACCUCCAUCCUGGUGACGUGCGUGAUCGGCGAUCAGUUCAACUACGAGAGCAAAAUGUACACGUUUAGCGAUUUUUCGUGCACGGCCAAUUGGCGCAGUGUGGCACGCCGCACGGCAAGACGUUGCUACAACGAUGCGACGAUCGUCGAGAUUGGGUUCGAGUUGGGUGCACGGUUUCCGAAGAUACUGGACGUUUGCCAUGACGAGGUGACGUUGGACAAUCACUAUCUGGUGCACGAGUUUACCCCGGCGAACGCGGGCUUCCAAUCGGGUGUUCCACGGCCUGGUUGGAUACAGGGGAACUUCUACACGGGCGUACCGGUCAACACACUGUACACGGUCAACAUGCAGCGGGAAACGAUCGCGACUAUCCUGAGCUCGCAGUCGCGCGCUGACGAGCUGGUGCAAACGACAAACAACGGCAUCUACAUGGCCCGCGGGCACAUUGCGGCACGGGCUGAUUUCGUGUAUGCGACACAGCAGAACGCCACCUUCUGGUUCCUGAACGCUGCGCCACAGUGGCAAAACUUCAACGCCGGCAAUUGGGAGCGUAUCGAGGCCUCGGUCAAAACGUUCGUUGCGUCUCGCAACAUUCGUGUCCGCGUGUACGGUGGAACGUACGGUGUCCAAACGCAGGCUGACGGUAAUGCAGAUCACCACGAGAUCUUCCUGGACUUUGAUGGUAAUGGCAGGACUCGGCUUAGAGCACCGAAGGUGUACUACAAGAUCCUGCACAACGAAGCCCAAAACUCGGGCAUUGUGCUGAUCGGUGUGAACAAUGUGCACAUCUCGCUGGAGGAGAUCCGCCGCGACUACAUCUUCUGCACGGACGUAAGCAGCGGUAUCACGUGGAUCAAUUGGGACCGGGAAAACCUGUCCAGAGGCUAUUCGUACGCCUGCGAGGUGAAUGAGUUUAACCGCGUGACUGGCCAUCUGCCACAGCUAAACGUUGCGAGCCUGCUGAUAUGA